Molecule: messenger RNA, 3186 nt
Organism: Penicillium pulvis
Lineage: Eukaryota; Fungi; Ascomycota; Eurotiomycetes; Eurotiales; Aspergillaceae
Product: acetyl-CoA synthetase-like protein
Exons: 3
Coding region: 1-3186 (1061 amino acids)
Molecular function (GO): phosphopantetheine binding
Source: RefSeq, a predicted model, not a curated record
AUGAGCGUGAACGUUUUCGGAACGAUUGUGGAUCCAGCGGUCACACCUCUUCACGGAGGAGAGUGCGGGAAGCGUCUUAUACCACAUGUUAUUGACGCGACGGCCAGCGCAACUCCCGAUGCCGAAUGUUUCUCAAUCCCACGGACGAACGGCCGUCCCGGCGAUGGUUGGAAGAUCAUAACCUGGGCUCAGGUCGCUAAUGCCGUCAACUAUGUAGCCCACAUGCUCAUUAAGAAAGGCGGCAAGCCACCACCCGGAACGUUUCCCACUGUCGCAUACAUCGGUCUAGAGGAUCCGCGGUACACAAUCUUUGUGGUCGGCGCAGUUAAAGCCGGCUACCAGGCUUUGUUCAUCUCGCCGCGUAACUCGGUCCAGGCCCAGCUAAACCUAUUCGAUAAGACCGAUUGUAACCUUCUCUACCAUGAUUCUCAAUACGCCUCCUUGGUUAAGCCCUGGGUAGACGGGCGACCAGGCAUGGAGAGUGUGGCCAUCGCACCAUGGGAUGAGUGGGUUGCCGAAGAUGUCGUGCCAAUCCCAUAUCUUAAGACUUUCACUGAGGCCGAAUGGGACCCCUAUGUGGUGUUGCACACCAGCGGCAGCACCGGCCUUCCCAAGCCGGUAGUCAUUACGCAGGGCAAGCUUGCCUUAAACGACCUGCACCGGGCAGUCCCACCGUAUGAAGGCAAUUUGCCAUGGCUACCGACGUGGACAAGCUUUGAGAAUAGCCGUUAUCUCCUCAUCUUCCCUCUAUUCCACACUGCAGGCAUCAUGACCUCAACCUUGUGUGGCUUCUACUAUAAUGCACCGAUUGCGUUCCGCGAUCCGUCGAUGCCGAUCACCGCCGACAAUGUGACCGAGUGGUUGCAGAACUCAAAUCCAGGGUGGACGCUCAUGCCCCCAGCUACCCUGGAGCAGAUGUCGCGCUCGCAGGUCGCCAUAGAUGAGCUGAAGAAGCUCAACGUUGCAGGAUUUGCCGGAGGUAAUGUAGCUCCGGUCCCGGCCAAUCACUUACUCAGUGAGGGAGUUCACUUGGUCAAUGCCAUAGGUUCAACUGAAUACAUCUAUAUGACCUACUACUCACAGCCCGAUCCCUCCCUUUGGGCGUGGUUUAUCGUCCCGACAGAGAUGAUAGGUAUUGAUUGGCGACCUUUCGGCGAUGGUACUUACGAGCAAGUCAUUGUCCGUCGGGAUAAAAAUCACCCCGGGCUGCAGGCCUGCUUCUAUGUCUUCCCUGAGUUAGACGAAUUCAGCACAAAGGACCUAUACCGGCCGCACCCAACUCUGGCUAACCACUGGACCUACGUGGGCCGGGCCGAUGAUAUCAUUGUCUUCUCAACUGGAGAAAAGCUCAACCCGACGACUAUUGAAGGCGCCGUCAUGGGUCACCCGGGCGUCCUCGGCGCGCAGGUCGUUGGCACCAAGCAAUUCCAUGCUGCCUUGAUCAUCGAGCCGGUCCAGCAUCCCGAGACUGAGCAAGAUAAGCAGCGGUUCAUUGAUGACAUCUGGCCCAUCAUUGAGAAAGUAAAUAUUGAUACGGUGGCUCAUGGCCGGAUAUCCCGCGAAUAUGUCUUCUUAUCGGACCCAGAGCGUCCCUUCCCCCGUGCAGGCAAGGGUACCAUCCAACGUGCCAUGACGGUCAAGGUCUACGAAAGCGAUAUUGAAAAGAUCUUCGAUGUUAGCCGUGACGUGUCUGCCCCCACAGUCGACCUUGAUCUCUCAUCCCAACCGGCUUUUGUCAGUGGGCUGUGCGCCGCGAUACAGAGCGUGCUCCAGUUGCCUACGCUGGGCAUGGAUGAUGAUAUGUUUGCUGCGGGUGUCGAUUCGCUCCAAGUGAUUCAGCUGGCGCGGAUUCUUCGCAUCAGUCUAGCGGCAGCUGGUGUGCAGUUCAGCGAAGCUGCCCUUGAGCCGCGUACCAUUUACACCUACCCCACAAUCGCAAAGCUGGCGGAGUUCGCUUACACCCUUGUGUCGUCCUCCUCUGCCGCAGCCGUGACUGAUGAGACUGCAGCCUGCCGCGCCCUUGUGGACAAAUACACCCAAAACCUCCCGAGCCCCAUUCCUAACAAGCCCGGCCCCGCUGACGAAGGUCAAGUCCUUAUCAUCACUGGUACCACCGGCACAAUAGGCUCCUAUCUACUAGACAUAGCCCUCGCGAAUCCUCAUGUGCGCCACGUCUUCUGCCUCAAUCGUGCUGCCGAUGGCCAGGCCCGCCAGACAGAGGCGAGCAUAUCCCGGGGCCUAUCGACGGAUUUCACGCGAGCCGAGUUUCUGCAAGUUGACCUAGCCGAGCCGACACUCGGGCUGACGGCUGAUAUCUACGACCGACUUGCACGGGAGGCAGACCGCGUGAUUCACAACGCUUGGCCUGUCAACUUCAAUCUUUCAAUCGCAUCCUUCGAGCCCCACCUCCGCGGAGUGCGCCACCUAGUCGAAUUUGUUGUGCGCGCCCAUAAGAAUGUGCCAAUUACCUUCAUCUCCAGCGUAGGCACGGUGGACCACUGGCCCACGCCGAACGGAGUCGUGCCGGAAUCGGCACUUGAAGACUGGUCUCUUGCUGGAACAGGAUACGGUCAGUCCAAGCUCGCCAGUAGCAUGAUCCUUGACGCUGCUGCUGCUUCAUCUGGCGUGUCGCGCACCAUUAUCCGUGUGGGACAGGUCGGUGGCCCACGUGGUGCGCAAGGCCAAUGGAAUCCACAGGAGUGGGUACCCAGCUUGGUUCGCAGCUCCGUCUACCUCGGGCUCCUACCUGAAUCCCUGGGCGUGAUGGGCCACCUGGGCUGGGUGCCCGUGGAGGAUGUUGCUAAUGUGGUGCUGGAGGUAUCUGGAGUGACCGCCCGCAUGUCUGUUGAGGAGCUCAAUGGGUACUUCCAUGCGUUGAACAAAAACGUCACCGACUGGCCAAAUCUGUUGCCCACUUUGCGCGGGUUCUACGGCGAGCGGAUUCAGCGCAUUGUCCCACUGAAGGAGUGGGUGGAUGCUCUGGAGAAGAGCCAGGUGCAUGCUGGGGAUGUGGAGCAGAAUCCUGCGGUGAAGCUGCUGGACACGUUCCGGGCGGCCGCUGCAGGCACCGGAUCGGCGUACUCGUUUGCGACGACCCGAACAGAGGAGUACAGCUCGACGAUGCGGCAGAUGGAGGCUGUUUCGCCCCAGUUGAUGAGGCAUUGGUGUGAGCAAUGGAAGUUUUGA